Molecule: messenger RNA, 989 nt
Organism: Cladocopium goreaui
Lineage: Eukaryota; Dinophyceae; Suessiales; Symbiodiniaceae
Source: the annotation of a GenBank genome assembly
AUGACGGCGCAGGUCGCCCGCAGUCCAGCCAUGGCAUCCAUUCAAGAGCGUUCCACGCGCUUCACGCCCAAGGUGAAUGCAAGCUUUUGCAUGGCACGAGUGUGGAACGGCGGGCAAGGCGGGCAGUGCCCGAUGAUGCCAUCGGCCAGCGGCUUUGGUUUGUGCAAGACCCACGCGGAGCGCCAUGCAGCCGAGGGAUUGGCGCAUGGCCGGGUGGAUGGCACCAUUCCCUUGGAAAAGCUCGAGGAGUUCGAGAAACGCGCAGAGAAGAACGCCAUGAACAGUCCUACCUCGCCCGGCAGUCCACCUGCAAGGAGCCCUUCGCGCACUCCACGCAAGGCGCCGCCCCAGACGCCGCCGCCGCGUGCCUCCCCAGCGCCCUCGGCUGCGCCGUCGCCUUCCGCGUCGCCGGCGCCGUCCAAACGCGGCCCCAACGUGCCGUUGCCGGAGGGCAUCCCACGCUGCGAAGCGCGGGUGUGGGCACAGGGCCGUGGUGCUCAGUGCACAAAGCCGGCGGAGGGCCAGAAGUUGUGCAAGCAGCACCUGAAGGAUGCCGCCAAGCACGAGGGGGUGCCAACCCACGGCUUCGUCAACGGCGAGAUCCCGUCCGAAAAAUAUGAGGAGUUUAAAAAGAUUGCAGCCAAGAAUGGCUGGGGCACCGCCAGCCCUGACGCACCCAGUCGGAAGGCAAGGGCACCCGCGACGCCCCGUACAGCGACGCCCAAAGCCACGCCCAAAGCCACGCCGAAAGCGUCGCCGAAAGCGUCGCCAAGAGCUUCGCCAAAAUCGACGCCCAUGAAGUCUUUAAAAAGCGUGUUGAAGCGCCCGGCCAUUCGGCCCACCUGACAGUUGAAGCAUUUGGAGCAGCGAAUCCUGCUGCGAGUUGGACUGGAUUAGCACUGGAUUUUCAUUGGCGUAUACAAAGCAAUGGUCCCAACAUGACCCCUCUGAUCUCUUGAAAUCCAAGCUGGCAAUGGGAAAAUAGUUUU